Dicentrarchus labrax (European seabass) is the source of this 1567-nucleotide messenger RNA. Its product is annotated as immunoglobulin kappa light chain. The transcript is spliced from 5 exons. The record is from RefSeq and is a predicted model, not a curated record. The coding region runs from base 361 to 1395 and encodes 344 amino acids. Gene Ontology annotation, biological process: response to bacterium. NCBI's taxonomy places the organism in Eukaryota, Metazoa, Chordata, Actinopteri, Moronidae.
GCCACUAAUAACCACAAUAAAAAUGUAUCAUUUAAUUUGGUGACGUGAUAUGGACAUAAUAUUAGGUUACAGCUGAUCCAAUCUCUAGCAAUUGAGUGCCAUUUCCCACAGAAAGACUGAUGACAUGUAUUGAAUGCAAAAUUGGAAACCAGAUGAGUGGGGCGUCUCUCAGAAGUCCUGUUUUCAGCUUGUAGGUCUCUCUUAGUGCAGUGCAUUCAAUGCAGCACUGAUCAUGUGUUCGUUGCUUCCAAAUCAGGAUAUUAGGUGGUACCUCUCAUUAGCCAAUCAAACGGAGUCUUCUCUCUGAAGAGUGGAGAAGGUGUCAUCGUUCAUUUCAUUCAUCACGGCAUUUUGAGCACGAUGGCAGCUCUGAGGUUUACUCUGUAUCUGAUUUAUCUGUUCUUGGGAAGAAUAGCGCAGACGACUAAUCUGGAAUCGCCCGUAUAUGUGCGUCAAGAUAGUGGUUUUUUAUCAGCUAAUGUUGGUGAAAACGUGAUUAUGCGAUGUUUCUAUCAAGGUGAUGCUAUGAUGUUUUACUGGUAUAAGCAAACUCUGGGACAGAAUCCAAGGCUUGUCUCUACCUACUAUAAACAUGAAAUAAGUGGCACCUUUCUAAAUGAAUUCAAGAACAAUUCUCGCUUCUCACUAGAAACAGGAAACGGAAAUUAUCACUUAAUAAUCUCCAAUUUACACAUUUCAGACUCAGCAACUUACUACUGCGCAGGUUGCUAUGCAUAUGACUUAGAAUUUGCAGAGGGUGUUACUGUCAGUGUAGAGGGUUCAGGUUUGAAGAUCCCAGCUUCAGUCCAUCAGUCAGCAUCUGAGACCAUCCAGCCAGGACGCUCUGAGACUCUGAACUGUACAGUACACACUGGGACCUGUGAUGGAGAACACAGUGUUUACUGGUUCAAAACCUCUAAAGAAUCUCAUCCAGGACUCAUUUACACCCAUGGAGUCAGCAAUGAUCAGUGUGAGAGGAAACCCAACAACCAAACACACACCUGUGUGUACAACUUGCCAAUGCAGAGCCUGAAUCUUUCUCAUGCUGGGACCUACUGUGCUGUUGCCUCAUGUGGACACAUACUGUUUGGAGAGGAUAAAAAGUUGGACGUAAAGCAUAAGGUGCACUCUUUGGUGUAUUUCUUGACUGGAGCUUUGGCAUUCACCACCACCCUGGUUGUUUUACUGGCGUAUGCAGCGUAUACAAUGAACAACAGAACCAGCUGCCAGUGUAAAGACUCAAGAUCUUCAGCUGCCUCGACUCCAAAUGCAGCGGAUUCCAGCGAUUCAGACAACCUCCAUUACGCUGCUUUGAAGGCACACAAGGUCAACAGAUCAACGAGACUGAGGAAUGACGUGCAAAGUGAAUGUGUGUACUCCGGAGUAAGGCAGUAGGAGCUGGAGAUAUUUCAUUUGUACUUUACUUCCGCGUAAGAAGAAUGUGUCUAUCAAACUAAAUAAUGUGAUUUAUUUCUAAACUAGGAACAUUGCUGUCAGAUUUCACCUCAGUAUACUGAAUGUAAAGUUUUUCUUUUCCAUAAACUAAUAAAACAUUGCAAGAAACCAA